GUUAGAAACUUGGAUUGACCUUUACAAUUGUGAAUAAUAAUAAUAAUAAAUUAACCCUCUGGGCAUUUCUUCUCUAAUCUCAAUUCCAUCUCCAUCUUUUUUACUAUUUUGUCUCUUGUCUUGAUUAUUUUUUUGAAUCGAGACAGAUACAUCGUGUCAAAAGGGAUUGGGGUUGUGGUGUUCAGAGAUGGAGAAAGGGGGUUGUUAGGUUUUGUGUGAUGAGGCUAUAAUAAUAAAGGGAUUGCCGGGUCGUGUUAAUGUUUAUGGUGGUGUUUUCAACUGGGUUAUUUGGGGCGGGUGAAGGUGGUGGAACUAGAAGAGGGAUGGGUGUUGUGCCAGUCUUAACAGGUUCCGUUGGUGGUUGUCAGCGUUGUGGGGAGGAGACAUUUGUGGAGUUGGGUUUGUGUGGCUGGCAACAAUUAUUUUGGUGGAGAGAGAGAGGGUCCUGGUGAGCGAAGACUGAGCUUUUAGGGUUUGAUGGCAACAAUUUAAAUAUUUUUUAAAUUCUUUUUGUUUUUAAUAUUAAAAAAAUCUAUUAAUUUAAUGUUUUAAAAAUCAUCUCAGUACAAAUUAAAAACACAAUGUGCUGUUUCAUCAUCAUCAUCACUUCAGCCAUCCCUUUCUUAUCAUCGUUUUCUCUAUCAAUUUCAGUUUUAGAAAACCGCGAAACCUAUUUUUUUUAAUUGAAUAAGCAGAAAAUGGAUGUGAUGACUCAUUCUUCCACGUUCCUUCUGCCCGGCAACGACCACGGCUCCUCUUUUACCUACGCACUUGUCGUCCUUAACCAACGCCUUCCCAGAUUUACUCCUAUUCUCUGGGACCACGCACAGGUGCGGGUGUGUGCUGAUGGAGGUGCCAAUCGGGUGUUCGACGAAAUGCCUCUCUUGUUCCCCCGCGACGACGCUCUUGAUGUUCGACGCAGGUACAAGCCAGACAUAAUCAAAGGGGACAUGGACUCAAUUCGGACAGAAGUACUGGACUUCUAUACCAACUUGGGGACCAAGGUAGUUGAUGAAUCUCAUGAUCAGGAUACCACAGAUCUACACAAGUGUGUAGCCUACAUUCGAGACUUUGCUCCAAACUUGGAUAGAUCGAAUCUCUGCAUUCUUGUAGCUGGAGCACUUGGUGGGCGAUUUGACCAUGAGGCUGGAAACAUUAACGUGCUAUAUCGUUUCUCAACCACGCGAAUAAUCCUUUUAUCAGAUGAUUGCCUAAUCUACUUACUUCCAAGGACCCACCGUCAUGAGAUUCAUAUUCAAUCUUCUGUCGAGGGUCCGCAUUGCGGACUCAUUCCCAUAGGGAUGACAUCUGUGGGCACUACAACAACGGGGCUUCAAUGGGAUCUCAGUAAGUAUAUCGAUUGAAAUUAUUCUGCUAACAUGGAAAUGAGGUUUGGUGAUCUGGUAAGCACAUCAAACUUAGUCCAAGGUGAAAAGAUAACAGUGCAGUCCAGUUCUGAUCUUCUUUGGACGAUAUCCAUCAAGAAGUUUUGAUUGCAAGCCCUCUUCAAUUAAAGAACUAUAAAGUGAGUUGUAGGUAAUUAAUUCUCUCUUUGUUCAUGUCAAAUUACAAUUGGGAGGGAAUGUUAUAUUUUAGGCAGUAUUAGCAUUCUUUUCUGCAGUUACUUGGAAAUCCUGCCUCAAGCCCUAUUAGGCUUCUCCUAUUGUUGAACUUUUCCUUCAGCUGUUUGCAUCAUAAUGAUGGCAAGGAGGUAGUAAUUGUAAGACGUUUGCUGAUGUGAGGUUUUCAUUGAUCUCCUCCCCAACUCUAUCCAGUGGUGAACAUUCACAAGGUAUUUAAAUAUCAAGUCCACAUGUUAUAUCUCA
Messenger RNA from Populus nigra (black poplar), 1826 nucleotides. Its product is annotated as thiamine pyrophosphokinase 1-like. NCBI's taxonomy places the organism in Eukaryota, Viridiplantae, Streptophyta, Magnoliopsida, Malpighiales, Salicaceae. Gene Ontology annotation, biological process: thiamine diphosphate biosynthetic process; thiamine metabolic process. The coding region runs from base 699 to 1364 and encodes 221 amino acids. The transcript has 6 exons. The record is from RefSeq and is a predicted model, not a curated record. Gene Ontology annotation, molecular function: thiamine binding; thiamine diphosphokinase activity; ATP binding.